Messenger RNA from Danio aesculapii, 2660 nucleotides. It is a transcript of the gene rnf145a, whose product is annotated as ring finger protein 145a. Gene Ontology annotation, molecular function: zinc ion binding; ubiquitin protein ligase activity. The coding region runs from base 321 to 2270 and encodes 649 amino acids. The transcript has 11 exons. The record is from RefSeq and is a predicted model, not a curated record. NCBI's taxonomy places the organism in Eukaryota, Metazoa, Chordata, Actinopteri, Cypriniformes, Danionidae. Gene Ontology annotation, cellular component: endomembrane system; endoplasmic reticulum.
UCAUGAUGCCACGGCGCUCGCUAAUCCGCUCUCCGCGGCGCACAUGCUCAGUACCGAUCACUGUGGCGAUCUGUAAUGGCUGCGGGAUGAUGUGAUACGAGUCCCGGUGCCGCGCCGCGUCUCUUCGGUAGGAAUGCCUUUUCCUUGAGACCGCCAACCACUCCGUUCAUUCCUCCGUCAACAUGGUUGGCAUCCGACAGAAGAAUAAACGUCGGACAUCGUAGUCUCGAGCACGUGCGAGGGCGAUAUUCGUUGCAGUGCUGGUGUGAGAUAGUGCCAGUGAAUUGCCUGUGGUUGGCGGUAGUCAGGACUCAGGAGUGAUGGCUGUGAAGGAGCGGGUGGAGGCGGUGCUGAAUGUGGGCCUGCGGGUCCCCAGUAUCAUGUUGCUUGAGGUGCUGUACCGCUGGGAUGUCAGCUCCUUUUUCCAGAAGAUCCAGAGGAGCAGCCUCAACAACAACCCCCUCUUCCAGUACAAGUACCUGGCCCUCUACCUUCACUAUGUGGGCUACAUUCUGAGUCUGGUUCUGCUCACUCUGCCCCGACAGCACCUGGUGCAGCUCUACCUGUACGUGCUCACUGCCUUGCUGCUGUUUGCCGGACACCAGAUCUCCAGGGACUAUGUGCGCAGUGAGCUGGAGUCUGGCUACGAGGGCCCGCUGUACCUGGAGCCUCUCUCUAUCAACCGUUUCACUACUGCGCUCCUCUGCCAGCUGGUGGUGUGUACCUUAUGCUCCUGUGUGAUGCAGACCAAACGCAUUUGGCUCUUCUCUGCGCACUUGCUCCCUCUGGUGGCCCGGCUGUGCCUAGUCCCACUGGAGACCAUUGUUUUCGUCAAUCGCUUUGCCAUGAUUUUCACAGGCUUGGAAGUCAUCUACUUUUUGGCCUCCAAUCUGCUGGUGCCAUUUAAUCUGGCCAAGACUGCAUACAGAGAGCUUGCACAGGUGGUGGAGGUUUAUGGGCUGCUGGCUCUGGGUAUGUCUCUCUGGAAUCAGCUGGUUUUGCCGGUGUUGUUCAUGUGUUUCUGGCUGGUUCUGUUUGCUCUGCAAAUCUACACAUACUUCAGCACUCGAGACCAGCCUACGUCUAGAGAGAGGCUGCUCUUCCUUUUCCUCACCAGUAUUGCAGAGUGCUGCUGUACUCCAUACUCUCUGCUGGGUCUGGUCUUCACAGUGUCUUUUGUUGCAUUGGGAGUGCUCACUCUUUGCAAGUUCUACCUGCAGGGUUACAGAGCUUUCAUGAAUGACAACACCAUGCACAGAGGCAUGACGGAGGGAAUCACUCUUUUGAUUCUGGCUGUUCAGACGGGACUCAUUGAGUUGCAGGUCAUCCACAGAGCCUUCCUCCUCAGCAUCAUCCUCUUCAUUGUGGUGGCCUCCAUUCUGCAGUCCAUGCUGGAGAUUGCUGAUCCCAUAGUGCUGGCACUGGGAGCCUCCAGAGACAAGAGUUUGUGGAAGCACUUCCGUGCGGUCAGCCUGUGCUUGUUCUUGCUGGUGUUUCCGGCCUACAUGUCCUACAUGAUCUGUCAGUUCUUCCACAUGGACUUCUGGCUGUUGAUCAUCAUCUCGUCCAGCAUUCUGACCUCUCUACAGGUUCUGGGCACGCUGCUGAUCUACGUGCUCUUUAUGGUGGAGGAGCUGCGCAAGGCUCCGGUGGAGAACAUGGACGAUGUGAUCUACUGGGUAAAUGGCACCUACAGACUGCUGGAGUUCCUGGUGGCUCUGUGCGUGGUGGCAUACGGCGUAUCCGAGACUGUGUUUGGCGAGUGGACCGUCAUGGGCUCCACCAUCGUCCUCAUCCACUCGUACUAUAACGUGUGGCUGAGGGCUCAGCUGGGCUGGCAGAGCUUCUUACUCCGCAGAGACGCUGUCAACAAGAUCAAGAGCCUGCCUACAGCUUCUCUCCAACAGCUCCAGCAACACAAUGACAUCUGCUCCAUCUGCUACCAGGACAUGACGUCAGCAGUGAUCACUCCUUGCAGCCACCUCUUCCACGCCGGCUGUUUGAAGAAGUGGUUAUACGUCCAGGAAACCUGUCCUCUGUGCCAUAACCAGCUGAAAGGCUCAUCGCAGCUGGGCUCUUCAUCACAGGACGUCCCACCGCAAGACACCCCAGCUCAACCAGAAGAGCACCAGGAUCCUUCAGAGCCCGCAGACUCAGAGUCAAACCUCCAGGAUCUCCAGCAAGACGACAGCAGCAGUCGAGCCCCAGCAUCAGAGCUCAGGGCUAGGCUAAAACAACAAACCGAUCCUCCUGCCUGCUCCUCCUCCUAAACCAGCCAAAAGACGGUGUCUGAUGGGGUUACCAUCGACUGUGAAUGCUCCUCCUUACGAAAUACAAUCAAAACCCCUGUCUCAUAGUGUUGUCAAGUGUAUCGAUCUUUCGAUACGUAUCAAUACUAAAAUAUUUCGAUACGAUAAAAUAUCACUUUCCCAUAGUAUUGAUACCUGUCUGUCCCACUGAAGCUUAAUUUUGUUCAUUUAUCCAGAGUUUUCAACAGAUCAUUUCACAGUUGAUGCACAUUUCUGGGUCCUAUCAGUUUCAAGCUUCAAAGUAUGCAAAACACAACACACUGAAAAACAUAUUCAUUGAAUUUACCAAUCUUUUUGAAGGUAAGUAAUUGCAAACAAUUUAUAUAGGCAAAAUUUAAACAAACAAAUUAU